GGGGAGAAAGCGCCAGAGAAAUGGAGAGCCGACCAGAAACUGCUGCCGCCGUCCGUGGGCCCCGCUUCGCCGGCGCCGGCCGCCGAGGCGCGCUUCUCCUCGCGCUGCUCCUCGUCGCCGCGGCCGCCUUCCUCCCAGUCGCCGAGCCCUCCUGUCCUCGAGACAAUUCAGUGGUGAAAGACAUAAACCAAAUGCACCAGAGCAACUAUGGAUUGGAAGGAUUAUCGCAUAUAACCGUUGCGGGAGCGCUUGCUCAUGGCAUGAAAGAGGUGGAGGUGUGGCUUGAGACAGUCAGCGCCGGCAAAAGGACGCCGAUCCACAGGCACUCGUGCGAGGAGGUCUUUGUUGUCCUCAAAGGGAGAGGCACACUUUUGCUGGGGUCGACAUCGCUGCCGUACCCAGGGACGCCUCAAGAGAUUCCUUUCGCUCAGAAUAGCACAUUCACGGUUCCUGUAAAUGAUCCGCACCAGGUUUGGAAUUCUGAUGAACAUGAAGACCUGCAAUUUCUUGUGAUCAUAUCGCGCCCACCUGUGAAAAUAUUUCUGUAUGACGACUGGAGUAUGCCUCACACGGCAGCGAAACUGAAGUUCCCCUUUCUCUGGGAUGAGGACUGCUUAGCAGCACCUAAAGAUGAACUGUAGGUUCCAAAGUGCUUAUGGCAGUAAGUUGGCCGCUUCAUUCAAGGUAUAGCACGGAUGAACUGGGAUCUGCUGCUACUGUAACACCAUCACCUGCUUCCUAGUGCAUGUCUGUAAUGUCCUUUCUUUGCGGACAAUAUUUUCGUCAUGGCCUAUAUAUGUACUGUACACUAUUUCAGAAUGUGCACUCCUGUAUUAUAGCCUGCGAGCCAGUCGCAAUGUAAUUCCUUGAACGUGAUAAACGGGUAGGAUACAAUUACUAUCGUGUAUUAAAUUAGUGAGAGUAUUAUCUUAA
This is a messenger RNA of Lolium rigidum, 933 nucleotides long. RefSeq names its product auxin-binding protein 1-like. Gene Ontology annotation, molecular function: auxin binding. The coding region runs from base 21 to 641 and encodes 206 amino acids. Lineage: Eukaryota; Viridiplantae; Streptophyta; Magnoliopsida; Poales; Poaceae. The transcript is spliced from 5 exons. The record is from RefSeq and is a predicted model, not a curated record.